Messenger RNA from Acinonyx jubatus (cheetah), 2702 nucleotides. RefSeq names its product olfactory receptor 52E1-like. Gene Ontology annotation, cellular component: membrane. NCBI's taxonomy places the organism in Eukaryota, Metazoa, Chordata, Mammalia, Carnivora, Felidae. The transcript has a single exon. The coding region runs from base 268 to 1209 and encodes 313 amino acids. Gene Ontology annotation, biological process: G protein-coupled receptor signaling pathway. Gene Ontology annotation, molecular function: olfactory receptor activity; G protein-coupled receptor activity. The record is from RefSeq and is a predicted model, not a curated record.
UAUACUAGAUACUCAGUCAGUUUUGGUUGAGUAAAAAUAUUUAAUUCAAUUGAAUGGAUAUGAUGAAGUACACUGAAAUCAAGUGGCUUCAUUUUACCAUUCAAUUUUGUAUGCUUUUGAGUCUAUGAUGCAGUGAUAUGGGUAGAUACAAUAAAUGUUUCACUGGUUUCUCCUCUUUCUCUGUGCACUAAGCAAGGAUGAGACCUACUCAGUGAAUGAGAGGUACUUGAUUUAUAAUAUAUUUCACUAUAAAUUUAUCCCAGAAAGAUGGCCUCACUUAAUAACACCCUAUUUCAUCCAUAUUCUUUCUUCCUUCUGGGGAUCCCCGGGCUGGAACACAUGCAUAUCUGGAUGGGUCUCCCUUUCUUUGCUGUGUACCUGAUAGCUGUUCUUGGGAAUAUCAGCAUCCUUUCUGUGAUUGAGACUGAGAGCACACUCCACCAGCCCAUGUUCUACUUCCUGGCCAUUCUGUCAUCUAUCGACCUAGGCCUGUCCACAUCCACGAUCCCCAAGAUGCUUGGAAUCUUCUGGUUCAGCCUGAGAGAAAUCUCCUUUGAGGGGUGUCUCAUCCAGAUGUUCUUCAUCCAUCUAUUCACUGGCAUGGAGUCGGCUGUGCUCGUGGCCAUGGCCUAUGAUCGCUAUGUGGCCAUCUGUAACCCUCUUCGGUACACACUGGUGCUGACAAACAAGGUGGUAUUCAUCAUUGCAUUGAUAAUUCUACUGAGGCCUUUGUCUUUUGCCAUACCCUUUGUUCCACUCAUCCUACGGUUACCAUUUUGUGGGCACCAACUUAUCCCUCACACUUAUUGUGAGCACAUGGGCAUUGCCCGCCUGUCCUGUGCCAGCAUCAGGGUCAACAUCAUCUAUGGCUUAUAUGCCAUCUCUAACCUGGUGUUUGACAUCAUAGCCAUUGUCAUUUCUUAUGCCCAGAUCCUUCAUGCUGUCUUUCGACUGCCUUCCUAUGAUGCUCGGCUCAAAGCGCUCAGCACCUGUGGCUCUCACGUGUGUGUCAUGUUGGCUUUCUACACCCCUGCGUUUUUUUCAUUUAUGACCCACAGGUUUGGCCGGAAUAUACCACGUUAUAUUCACAUCCUUCUGGCUAAUUUCUAUGUAGUCAUUCCACCAGCUCUCAACCCUGUAAUCUAUGGUGUCAGAACUGAACAGAUUAGAGAACAGGUGCUGAAGGUAUUUUCCAAGAAAAAACCAUAACUCUUAUAAAUAAUCCAUUUAAGAAGGGAGCAGCACUAAUUCUCUAUGUUCAGAACAGAAAGAGAACAUUUGAAAGUUACACAGGCCUAUCUUAGGGGAGUCCUGUCACCCUCCUUCUCAAACCCAGAAAUGGAAAGUUAGGCCCAUGUCUAACACAUGAGUAAAAGUGUUUUAUCAUUUUCCAUUGUUUGGAAAUCAUUCAGAUUCCUCAUGUGGAAGAAAAAGAACUCUUUGUUCUGUUUCCAUUAUGAUCGAACAUAUUGCAUUCCACACUUGGCAUCAUUUUAAAGCAAAACCAACCCUCCAAAAAGGAAAUACCACACAAAUAAUAAAAACACCAUAAAUUCCUUCAUAUCCUAAUUUAAACAAAAAUAGUUCAUCACCGUUACUAGUGCUGGUCCCCAAAAUAAUAGAUGCUCAAACACUUCCCAUAUGGCUGGACUGCCUAUCAAAAAGCAUGGGUUACUCUUGCCUCUACCAUGUUAAUGUCAGAAGAUGUGAAAUUGAUCCUAUGAAUACCAUAAUCAUGUAAGAAAACUGGCUAUUUUCUACCAGGAAUAGAAUUGCAAAAAGUUGGUAGUCUUUUGGUUUUAAAUUGUACCAUUUACUUGAUGGAUGAAUACUUAUAAAAUCUGGCUUAUUGAUACUUCUUUUCAAACAACUAUUUUUCAAAAAGUACUGUCUCUGUGUCUUUUGCCACUUCAUGGAGGAGUUUCCCUCUUAAGGAAAGCAGAAGGUUUUAGUGAUGUUCCAAGUACAGUAUUAGCCAAGUGAGUACGUGUGUGUAUGUGUGUGUGUGUGUGUUUUAAACAUGGAACUCUUGUUCCAUAUGCUACCUCUCAGUGUUCUCUAGUUCUAGGUGAUAUUAUUGGCAUUAUUUGUGUGAAGGAUUCAGAGAAAUUAUGUUUGCAAAUCCUGGCCAAUAAAACUAAAUUUUUACCUAUAUUUUUAUUGUGGGAUUUCUCAACAUUUUUAAUUUGAAAUUUGGAUUUUGAAAAUUCAUUUUAAAAUUCAUUCAUUUGAAAUUUUAGGGUGAUAUUGGCUUCAGAAUGUUCCUUUGACCAACCUAUGACACUAAUAUUCUGUAGCAUGCACUUUAGAAAAAAAAAUCCUACUUAUUUUUACUAUAGUAUAAAAAAUGACAUCAUAAACUCUUAGUGGGAAUUUAUAUUAAUUAGCAUCACAUCCUUGGGAUCCCACCCAACUUGGGAUUCUUUGAAACAAUCAGUUAUGCUGUAAAAUUAUAGGCACAAGCAGCUUUUCCUGCAAUCCUGUUGUGACACUGAGCUCAUCCCCUAUCUAUUUAUUCUGCUUAUGAAAUGGAUUUUAAUGAUAUGGCCUCAAUUAUACCUUGAGUGAUUUGGUCAGGGCUCAUUCCAUUUAGAUGUUUUGGCUAAUUUGUGGAGAAUUGUAUUUAACCUUUCAAUGACUAAAUUCACCAAUGUAGUCACCUGGCCCUGGAGUUUUCUGUGUUAGAAGGUUGCUAACUCCGG